UCCCACCCUCGCCCGUCCCAGGAACCGAGAUCUCCUCGCCCAUGUAGCACCCGAUAUGCCUUCGCCAUACCCGUAGCAUUUCACCCUCAGAUCCCCAAACCCGCCUGGCCCUGUUCACCGCGACACCAGAACCCAUCCACUCGUCCUCGCACACGCAUACGCACACCCAGCAUGGAGGCGACGCUGCAGCACACGGCUGCCACCAUCACGGAGCGCUCAAAGAGACUCAUCAACAACGACCUCAAGAAGAUCCUGAAAGAGGAGGGCAAGGCCCAGACGGGCAACAAGGCUGCCCUUCAAGCUCGCGUCAUUGAUUUAAUCACCGAUGCCGUCUCUAGAAGAGACCACGAGCAAUUGCGCCGCCUGCACCAUCGCGUCCAGCACCACGGUGAAGCGCCGCCCCCAACAGCAACCAGUCCGGCUGCUCCUCCAUACUCGCAACCACCCCCGCCCCUUGCAAACGGCUACGCCAUGUCCAACGGAUACCAGUCCAAUGGCGCGCGCCAACCGCACCAGCACCACCAGCCCACACUGCCCUCUCGUCCCACGUACUUUUUCAAAGAUAGCCCCUUCUUCGAGAUACGCGAGCUCGUGCUCACAAACAUGUCGCUAGAAGCUUCUCCAACUCACAGAGCCACGCUCUCAAAGAGUCUUACCCUGAAUGAGGCUCAGACAGGGCGCUUAAACUCCGACCCGUCCCUGCGACUGCUGCUCUUUUCUGCGCUUGAGCAGCCACUGGCUCCUUACUCGCGUCUCGACAUUGCAUUUCCUUCUCAGAUCGAAGUCAAGGUCAACGAUGCAGAGGUCAAGGCAAACUACAAGGGCCUCAAGAACAAGCCAGGCUCGACACGUCCGGCUGAUAUUACAGACUUUGUCCGCACAAAAGUCGCCAAUCAGCGCAACAGCCUCCUUAUCACUUAUGCCCUGACCCAGAAGGCAAGUCAACCAGAGAAAUAUAACCUAUUUGUUUACUUGGUGCGGAAAUUCUCCGUCGAAGAAUUGACCCAGCGUAUCAAGCGCCGCAAUGUCAUAACUAGGGGAUCUGUGCUGGAGGAGAUGAUGAAGAAGGCCAAUGACCCAGACAUCGAAGUGGGAUCGAGCGUCAUGUCACUCAAAGAUCCAAUCUCCACUCUGCGAAUCGUCACUCCCUGCAGAUCUACAGUCUGCACACACAACCAAUGCUUCGAUGCCGACUCUUUUCUCCAGCUCCAGGAGCAAGCGCCCACAUGGACCUGCCCGAUAUGCAACAAGACUAUAUCCUUCGAAGCACUUGCUGUUGAUGAAUACGUUCAGGACAUUUUGAGCAAAGCCCGCAAUACGGACCAGGUCACUAUCCAGCCAAACGGCGAGUGGUCGACCGAAAAGGACCUAAAACCCAAGCAUAACAACCAUGACGACGAUAGUGACGAUGACCUCGUUGAGAUCACUGACUACCGCGUCCAGGCUAUCAAGAGUGAAGCCGCACCAACCCCUACCUCGCUCAGUACGCCUCCGUUGCCCUCUCGAGAGCCGUCCACUGCCCCUCGCUCCACCCAAAAGAGGACCUCUGAGGUUGUCGACCUGACGUUGAGCGAUGAUGAAGAGCCAACGAGGCCAACUAAAAAGGUAGCGUAUACUACUACCCCCAAUAGCAUUCCAGAUGCAUCGCGUCGGUACCAGUUGCCUCCUUUGGCAACUACAAGGCGCCCGCCACCACCGCCAGUCUACCACUCGAGUUCUGCCAACGUACGCCCGGAAUAUUCCCGUCCUCCAUCUACACCCCCAUCGCGCCACGCUUAUCAUUCGUAUCGACCCGCGCAGCCCGCACGGCCUAGCUAUCCUGGACAGGGUACCUCCACCUACCCCACGCACAUUGGCUCUUCCUCGCCUUGAAACAUGUGCUGCGCUUUAUAAUUGUCUAUUACCAUUGAUGUAUGAGUACAUAUUUGUUCCCGUGCUAACGUAAUUUUGCCCUCGCAGGGCAGAAAGUAGACGAAGUAGUACGACACCUGUCCAAACCGCCUAUUCCAAUUCAGUCUCACUUGAUCGUGGGCGCCCCGGGCGGGUGGAUGGAGCGGAGUGCUCCUCUUUCUUCCUGAUUUGACAUGGGGAUUUAGCGCGAGGCGUUUGGAGGGCGACAUCUCAUGAUCAUCUAUC
Bipolaris sorokiniana ND90Pr is the source of this 2136-nucleotide messenger RNA. RefSeq lists its product as uncharacterized. The transcript has 6 exons. NCBI's taxonomy places the organism in Eukaryota, Fungi, Ascomycota, Dothideomycetes, Pleosporales, Pleosporaceae. Gene Ontology annotation, biological process: protein sumoylation. Gene Ontology annotation, molecular function: SUMO ligase activity; zinc ion binding. The record is from RefSeq and is a predicted model, not a curated record. The coding region runs from base 172 to 1872 and encodes 566 amino acids.